This is a messenger RNA of Klebsormidium nitens, 528 nucleotides long. Lineage: Eukaryota; Viridiplantae; Streptophyta; Klebsormidiophyceae; Klebsormidiales; Klebsormidiaceae. The record is from the annotation of a GenBank genome assembly.
AUGGAGAAAGAAGGAGUUGAUUUCGCCAACAGCGACUUCUGGAGGCGCAAGGCAAGCACUGCUGAUUUCCUGGGUCUUGCCUUUCGGGUUGAGCUGGAAAGCUCUGACCCUGGCCAGAAUGCUAAUCUGAAAUAUAAGGCAAAACAUGUCCUUGACAUCUGGCUCGAGGUGUACAGAGUUAGGUUUGGAGAUUCGCCAAAGGGCUUCAACAGGGAGGAGUAUGUCGACGCUCUUGCCAAGGCGUUUGAGACUAGAGAGGGUCGGUUGAACGUUGCUAUACCUGCAAGGCUGAUGUUUGAAGCGCUUGAUAGGGACAGGAACGGCGUCAUCACUUACAAAGAGUAUGGCGACUUCCUGAGCAUCAAGAAGGGGGACCUCACGAACGUGGAGCAGAACUUCAACGCCAUGGACCUCAACGGAAACGGCACGUGGUCCUUCGAGGAGUUUCAGGAUGCGCUGGUUGGCUUCUGGCUGUGCGUGGACGAGAAGGACGUCAGCAAGCACCUGUACGGUUAUAUGGAAGAGUGA